AUGGGGUGUCUCAAAGAGCCAUUAGGGUUCAUGAUUGUGGUGGCUUUGGUCCUUCUUCAUUGCUCCACAUUAGCUUCGUCCGCGUGGCCGAGUUGGCCAACAUGGCAUGUUAAUAUCGUCAACGAGCUGAACAGCGAACAAACGCUAUUCGUGCACUGUCAAUCCAAGGACGAUGAUUUGGGAGAACACAACAUCAGUGUUGGAACUCAAUACAGUUUUGCUUUCAAAGACAAUAUCUGGGGCACUACACUUUUUUGGUGCUAUUUGCGCAAGCCAAACAAUUCUCAUGCUGAUUUUGAUGUGUAUUGGGUUGACAACGGUAAAGGUUAUUGGCUUUAUACAAGAUGCAACUGGAAAACUUGCAUUUGGAUCGCCAAAGAUGAUGGAAUUUACAUAAAAGAUAUUCCUGUGAAUCAAGACCAGCUUAUUCACAAGUGGGAGUGA
Momordica charantia (bitter melon) is the source of this 444-nucleotide messenger RNA. NCBI's taxonomy places the organism in Eukaryota, Viridiplantae, Streptophyta, Magnoliopsida, Cucurbitales, Cucurbitaceae. The record is from RefSeq and is a predicted model, not a curated record.